AUGUCGCACCCACGUCGAAGUCGACAUCGCUCGUCGCUAGAGGGCGUCAUCGUCCCUUCGUCACAACCCCUGAAACCGGAAGACCGUGACCUCGCGAUUCGGAUUUUCGCAGAGAUUAUCGUGCACUUUGAACCCUUACAGGUCGCCGACAGUGGCUAUAAACCAGUUACUCUUAUUAAACAUAUGGGGAAUGAGGUUUCAGAGAAAGACGAGUUUUUAAUCCUCUUUUUCUCCUACAUUCGACAGGACCUACUACUCGAAGAACAAAGUGGCAUUGAUCAAAUCUUAUCCCACCUGUCAGAUCAUUCUGGCUGGUCGGCGGAAGAAGAAAAUGUUUUAAGUGGUAGCCUUCUUAGGUUCGCCAAAUACUUAGUGGACAAUUUCUUCUUGCCCCUAAAAGCACUUGCAGUUAAAACACCUCAGCCCACUCCGGCGCUUUCGCAUGUCAGAACGCCCGAAACUGCCAUCGGCACCCCACAACGCGUCUCAAAUCUUCGACGAGAUUGCCUCAACCGUGACCGCCACAGAUGUGUCAUUACCCGGAAAUUUGACGCCCAAGAAGGCCAAAAUCGAUAUAAACGGGAUGGACAAAGUGUUAAAGACGAUGACGGGAAAUCACUACUCCCAGAACGGGAUAUAAUGGCAUAUCUGGAAGUAGCACAUAUCAUACCUCAUUCAUUAAUGUCACUUACCAGUGAGGAGGGCGAAUGGAGGCUGGCGGACACAAAACAAAUAGCGCACAAAAUCCUGAAAAUGUUCGACCCUGGUGCUAUCCACUUAAUCAAUGGUGUUGACAUUGAUCGACCAAUGAAUGCACUAACAAUAACCCAUGACCUUCAUAAAUUAUUCGGGAACUUCGAAAUCGCCUUUCAGCCCGUUGACACCCAACCUCAUACUUACACAAUUAACUACGUAGAGCCAGACCGCAUGGGUCGCGUUGAGAAGCUCCCUGUUACUGUUACAUUUUACCUUACCCCCGACCGAAGCAUAGAUCCUCCUUCUCCUCAACUCCUCCAAAUCCAUAGUGCCAUUGGGCGCAUCCUCCAUCUCAGCGCCGCCGGUGAUUAUAUCAAUGAGUUCCUUCGAGACAUGGAAGAAUUGGAAGGGGGACAAGUGAUCCCGAAUGGGUCCACUCGUCUCGAUGACUAUGUUUGGUUCCGCCUCGGAGAAAUGUCUGUUUAUUAA
Molecule: messenger RNA, 1185 nt
Organism: Aspergillus melleus
Lineage: Eukaryota; Fungi; Ascomycota; Eurotiomycetes; Eurotiales; Aspergillaceae
Product: HNH endonuclease signature motif containing protein
Exons: 3
Coding region: 1-1185 (394 amino acids)
Source: RefSeq, a predicted model, not a curated record